Molecule: messenger RNA, 877 nt
Organism: Solanum stenotomum
Lineage: Eukaryota; Viridiplantae; Streptophyta; Magnoliopsida; Solanales; Solanaceae
Product: NAC domain-containing protein 104-like
Exons: 3
Coding region: 152-727 (191 amino acids)
Biological process (GO): regulation of DNA-templated transcription; system development
Molecular function (GO): DNA binding
Source: RefSeq, a predicted model, not a curated record
CUGAGAGAAUUGUGAAAUGAAAGUAUAUAUAUAUGGUGAUGAUGAUGCCCUAAAUUAAACAGACCUUCCUUUCUCACUCUCCAUUAUAAAUAUCUUCCUUCUACUCUACCAAAUACAUAUAGUAUAUCCAUCAGUUUAUAGACAAAAUUUGAUGGGGGAUAGUAAUGUGAACCUGCCACCUGGCUUUCGGUUUUACCCAACAGAUGAAGAAUUAGUUGUUCAUUUUCUCCAACGCAAAGCUGCUCUUUUACCUUGCCAUCCUGAUGUCAUUCCUGAUCUUAAUCUUUACCCUUAUGAUCCUUGGGAUUUGGAUGGAAAAGCAAUGGUAGAAGGCAAUAAGUGGUAUUUCUAUAGCAGGAGAACACAGAGUAGAAUCACUGAAAAUGGAUAUUGGAAAUCAUUAGGAGUUGAUGAACCAAUAUUUUCAACUGACAAUAAUAAUGUUGGCAUGAAGAAAUAUUAUGCUUUUUACCUAGGUGAGCUACCUGAAGGUGUCAAAACAAAUUGGGUAAUGCAAGAAUUUAGUCUUAAUUCUGAUUCUUCUUCUGGAAAUACUCGUUCAUCUUCAAGGAGAAAAACCCGUUCCAAAAUUGACUAUAGUGGAUGGGUAAUAUGUCGUGUAUACGAACGCAAUGAUGAUGAUGAUGAUAAUGGGCCGGAGCUAUCAUGCUUGGAUGAAGUUUUUCUAUCACUAGAUGAUCUUGAUGAAAUUAGUUUGCCGCACUAGAUUAUUAAUUAAUUAAUUGUAUAAUUAGAUCCAGUAAGUUAGGAUCUAAUUAACUUUAAUUACAUUUCUGUUUACAAGUGUUUGCAGCUAGCUAGCCAGCCACCCAACGACUAAAUUACAUUUCCUACUUUAAUUUCCAUAUAUAGUGUA